GCCAAAAAAAAAUUUAAUGAAGAGCGUGGAUUGACGUGGAUCCGUAUUUCCAGACGAAGAGGAGCCCCGUUUAGCAUCCGUACCAACGAGAAGAGGGGACAUAUUCCAGACUCUCUCUCUUGUUCCUCAUCCCUCGCAAUCGACAAGCGAAAUAAACAGACUACCAAGGGAAAAGAGAACUCUAGAGAAGUAGGAUGAGUAUACGACACAUUGGUCCGGUGAACAGACGUCUCAACCCGUCGUCUGUGUCGCCGUCAAUGCUACUACCAGGCCAACCGUCGGGCACGUGGGGAGCGGUUUCCAGAUUUGCUGUCGUGCGCGCUGAAGCGAGUCAAAGAGUAUACGGUCUACACCGCAGUAUUCCGAAUCGGAGGCUAUACACAACAUGCGCGCCGAGCAGUUUACGGCCGACUUCAGCCCUUCUGUUCUCCUCCGAAUUGCGGCAACAACGACUGACCAUCCCGUCGGUUAUGUCACGCUCGAACUCGACGGUAGCUUCUGGGGUCGCCCCGUUCCCGGCAUCAGAGGUCGCCAAAUGCACAGCUCUCGUCGCUCUUCACGCCCGUCUUGAGCUUCCUGCUGAAUACGAACUGACGACGCUGGCACGGGCAUUGAACAGCGCUACUUCCAAACUGGCCGGAACGUUCCCGGACAACAGCACGCUUAGCGAACUAGGCAAUCGUCUGCUGGACUUUUACGUUUCAGAAUUCAUCGUCUGCUCAUACCCCCGUCUACCAAUGGAGAUCAUCAAGGAGGCUCGUUGGGCAUACUGCGGUGAUGACGCGCUGACUAGCGUCGGGCGUAGCUGGGGUGUCGAGCACGAGCGGCCGAGGGUUGUAAAGACCGGAAAAAAGGUGGAAAUAAAGAAAGACCAGGACUUGAUUGACUACUUUGGAGUCCUCAAGUACGGAAGUCUGGUGUUUGGCCGUGUUGGUGGUUUGACCGAGUACGUUGACCGAGAGAACGAGGACGGCACCAAGCGCGCCGUGCAGCGAUACUCGACCGCAAUGAGCGACUUUGUGCGCUCCAUUAUCGGAGGCCUGUACCUACACAGCGGGCGCGAGGCUGCAAAGCUGUUUAUCUUCAACCACAUCCUGUCCCGCAAACUCGACAUCUCCAAGCUUUUCCGAUUCGAGCAACCUACUCGUGAGCUCUCCCGUCUUUGUGCGCGCGAGAAACUGGCGCAGCCCAUCUCCCGCAUGAUCGCCGAAACCGGUCGGUCGUCUAUGGGAGCGGUCUACAUCGUCGGCGUCUACUCCGGCUCGAACCUGCUCGGCUCCGGCGAAGGCCGGAGUAUUUCUGAGGCCGAGACCCGUGCUGCCAUUCACGCUCUCAAGGCGUGGUACCUGUACUCUCCCAACAGUGCCCCCCCAAGCUCGACCGAAGAAACCCCCGAAGCUGAAUUCCAGCCGCUCUUCAUCGACCCUGGCCAGGUCAUUGUCUAAACUGAUCAAAAGUAUGAACACUGCUGUACAAGCUGGUCACGGAAAGUAUACGGGAGAAGAAAGAAAAGACUGUUAAGUUGUCGAGUAUAUUGUGUAUAUAUGUGCCAUACGCGUGCCACUAAAGAUCGGCAGAAUCCCGUUUUUGUAUGCUCGAUUUUUGAUUACUGGUUCCUCAGGUCCAUGAUUUUUUAUUUAUUUGCUUUGAUGCCAUUCUAUCUGCGUUAGUAAUUUUUGUUUGUUUAUCUUGUAAAUACACGAGCAUUCCGAUACAUCUAGUGAGACGUAGAGGUUUUUA
This is a messenger RNA of Myxozyma melibiosi, 1740 nucleotides long. RefSeq names its product 60S ribosomal protein L3. Gene Ontology annotation, biological process: RNA processing. The transcript is spliced from 3 exons. Gene Ontology annotation, cellular component: mitochondrion. NCBI's taxonomy places the organism in Eukaryota, Fungi, Ascomycota, Lipomycetes, Lipomycetales, Lipomycetaceae. Bases 195 to 1445 code for a protein of 416 amino acids. The record is from RefSeq and is a predicted model, not a curated record. Gene Ontology annotation, molecular function: ribonuclease III activity; double-stranded RNA binding; structural constituent of ribosome.